GGGGCUGUUGAUAUCAAUAUGGCGGUUGUCAGCCAGACAAAGACAGUCAGUCUGAUGUGAUUGAGACAAGGGAGGUUUUCAGGGGGAGACUGGGAGAUAGGGGCCUCCCCUCCCCCUUCUCCUCUUCCUGCGCCGUCCUCAACCCCUCCCCAGUCCCCUCCCGACGGGCGCCCCACGCGGAAGACACCCCUCCCCCUCCCGCUUUCCCCUCCUCCCUACCUCAGCCCUUCGUACCGGGACGUUGGGGAGGGGGCUGUGCCGGGCUGAGAGAACUCAGCAAGGAUUCUGAGAAUGAUAAAUAACGCUGAUCAUCUCUAGAAAAGAUAUUGAUUCACCUCAUGUAAAGUAUGCUCAGUUCCUUUCCAGUGGUUUUGCUGGAAACCAUGUCUCACUAUACAGAUGAACCCAGAUUUACCAUAGAGCAGAUAGAUCUGCUUCAGCGCCUUCGACGUACUGGAAUGACUAAACAUGAAAUUCUCCAUGCCUUGGAAACUUUGGACCGUCUUGAUCAAGAGCAUAGCGACAAGUUUGGAAGAAGGUCCAGCUACGGAGGAAGUUCAUAUGGGAAUACUACCAACAAUGUUCCAGCAUCUUCCUCUACAGCUACAGCUUCCACACAGACCCAGCAUUCUGGAAUGUCCCCAUCACCUAGCAACAGUUAUGAUACCUCCCCACAGCCUUGUACUACCAAUCAGAAUGGGAGGGAGAAUAACGAGCGAUUAUCCACAUCCAAUGGAAAGAUGUCACCAACUCGCUACCAUGCAAACAGCAUGGGUCAGAGGUCAUACAGUUUUGAAGCCUCAGAAGAGGACCUAGAUGUAGAUGAUAAAGUAGAGGAAUUAAUGAGGAGGGACAGCAGUGUGAUAAAAGAGGAAAUCAAAGCCUUUCUUGCCAAUCGGAGGAUUUCCCAAGCAGUUGUUGCACAGGUAACAGGUAUCAGUCAGAGCCGGAUCUCUCACUGGCUGUUGCAGCAGGGAUCAGACCUGAGUGAACAGAAGAAAAGAGCGUUUUACCGAUGGUAUCAGCUUGAAAAGACAAACCCUGGAGCUACACUAAGUAUGAGACCCGCCCCCAUUCCAAUAGAGGACCCGGAAUGGAGACAAACGCCUCCUCCAGUCUCAGCUACAUCUGGCACCUUCCGACUGCGACGAGGGAGUCGAUUUACCUGGAGAAAGGAGUGCCUGGCUGUCAUGGAAAGUUACUUCAAUGAGAAUCAAUACCCAGAUGAAGCAAAAAGAGAAGAAAUUGCAAAUGCUUGCAACGCAGUUAUACAGAAGCCAGGCAAAAAACUGUCAGAUCUGGAACGAGUUACCUCCCUGAAAGUGUAUAAUUGGUUUGCUAACAGACGGAAGGAGAUCAAGAGGAGAGCCAAUAUCGAAGCAGCAAUCCUGGAGAGUCAUGGGAUAGAUGUACAGAGUCCCGGAGGCCAUUCCAACAGUGAUGACGUCGAUGGAAAUGACUACUCAGAGCAGGAUACUUGGCAAGUACGCAAUGGGGAGGAGGAGGAGGGAAGAAGUUCAGAGGGAGGCAGAGAAGCAGAGAAGGACGACAGCACUAGCCAUAGUGACCACCAAGACCCCAUCUCAUUAGCUGUGGAAAUGGCAGCAGUCAACCACACUAUCUUGGCAUUGGCCCGACAAGGAGCCAACGAAAUCAAGACAGAGGCCCUGGAUGACGACUGAUGAGGGAGGAUUGGACACGAGAAGUUAACUUAGUUUAGACGUAGCACCUUAGCAGACUUUCCUCGGUCCUUAACAUGUGUUCUUACAGUAUAACUUGCAGUUUCUUGUAUGUCAGUUAGCCGUUAGGGUCUUGUUCUGUGAAGAUGGCAUGGUGCCCUCAGCCUUUGCAUAUACUCUCAGUAUUAACUCCCAGUAAAUAAUAACCAACCAACCAACCAACCAAUCAACCUUCCCUCUCCCAGACCCCGAGGCUAGAAAAUCUUGCUGCUCUGUCUUAGCAUUCCAAGAAAGUGCUUCCAGGUAUUUAGAUAGCCCUCAGUUCUCAAAUAUUAGGCUGUGUGUAUUGGGUACCUUUAGAUUCCUGUAACACUAGUCUGUACCCCUUUUCCUUCCCCAAGACUGGUAGGAUGCAAGCUGAGGUAGUGUGGCCCAGGAUGGACAGAUGCCAUUUGGGGAGUACCCACAGAGUAAAAGGGACACUAGAACCCCCACCUCAGUGUGGGAAGAAUUGAUUUCCAGCUGCAAUAAGCCGUGCCUCAUAAUAGUCACACUGUGGCUAGAUUAUACUUCUUUGGGUGCUGUGCUAAGAAUGUCAGUGGAAACACUCGAUCUCAGAUUUUGGUUGUUAACAUGCCUGACACAGACAUCCUUUCCUCUCACAAGCUGUGUGACUUAAGUAGAUAAAAUACUGCCUCUGCCUUUGGGACCAUGAUUAAAACAAACAGAAAAAUGACAAAAAACAAAAGUCAUUUUAAAAAAACCCACAAAGCCCAGCUUGAGAGCACUGGGAAAAAACAUGAGCUGAAGGUCUAAUGGAUGUUAGGUCCAGUUCUCAGAACCACUAUACACAGUACGUGGCACAGGUACAUGCCGGCCUGGAAAGGUGCUGGAGGUCGUCACGGAAGCUGCUUUGCCUCCUGUGUCCCCUUUCCCUGCUACCAAAAAAAGGCAUUUCGAGGAUGGAGCUAAGGUCAAAAGUAAGUGAAUGAACUUCCAGUCUUUGUAUCCAUUAACUGAAGCCCCCUCAACAUGAGAGGUUGAUAGAGGACUUUAUAGCGGGAUUAUGCUGACUGACUCUCACAAACGCAAAUACUUUCCUAACUAGGAGCAGAAAAAAAGCAGGGGACGUUUGCCACUUAUGCGGUGGGUCUGCGAGAUACAACAGGAUGUGACUGCUUUGGUGUUCUCUUUACUCUGUCCUUGUAGAGGUGUGAAAAGCUAUAUUGCUACAGGCAAUUUAUUUAAUAAUUGGAAGCCAUAUUGAUAAUGGAUGUGGUAAUAUUUGUAAAGUUUAAUCUACUUUAAGCGGCAGUAACUAAUGGAAUUUUUUUCCUUGAUCACAUAUGUAGCACUUUUGUUACUUUUUAAAGAUAUUUAUAUUUGAUAAAUCUUUUUUUCAUUUUGAGAACUCAAAAUACCAAACAGUGAACUUGAGUUAUAAAGUCACCCUGUGAUCACCUUGUCGUCCAGUAGCAAAAUGAUGAACUAUUCAUGCGUCCAAGAAAAUUACAUCUGCUGGCCUUGUAUGAAAAUGAUCUCUUGGCAUCCCGAUUAAAGGACACACUGUCACUGUGGGUAAGAGGAAACAGCCUUCAGUGUAGCAGCGUAGGGUGCGUCUGAAAGAGGCACAGCUGCUCUCUAUUUCCUGCCUCGUUCCCUCUCUCCUUCCUACAGACAACGAAGCCUCGUUUAAAGGGGAAUAUGGGCCUGGCUGUUAAGCAGGGCGUCAUGUGUUUAUCCAUUGCCUGAAAGUGAUUCUAAAAUUGAAGGAGGGUGCCAUUUCCUUACCUCUUCACCCUUCCUCCCCCACCAAAUGUUUUCAACUUAAAACCAUUGAGAGAGAGAAUGACUGGCCGCCUUCAUUUCUCCUUUCCUCAGCAGUGAGUUUGAACAUCCGCCAGCUUCUAGCUGGUCUCACUCCACCUAAGGCACACGCUGAUGAGAUCACCUCCACUGUCUGUUCAUCCUGCUUAUGUCAGUGUGAGGAAGCCUUUGAGAGGCAUGAAGGUGCCACCUUCUGUGGGUCUGUGACUUUAUAGAGCUACAGGCAGGGCCUGGGCCUGCUCUUGUCCUUGGAUUUCAGGGGGAAAAUGUAUAUAUUUUUUUCCAGCUUCCAAGAAUUGAAGUAAAAUGGAGUAGCCUUUUCUGUUUAACUAUAUUACUUGAACCAACAAAUUCAAGAGUAGCAUUUGUUAUUCUCAGGAAUGAUCGAUCCCCCCACUCAUUUUCUUUCUCGGUGUGUUUGACUUUUUAUUUCUAUUAGAAGACUGUGUUAUCUUUCUUUCCUUUCCUUUGAUAUUAUUUAGAAAAAAUACAACAUAUCUUUCCAUUUC
Messenger RNA from Orcinus orca (killer whale), 4015 nucleotides. RefSeq names its product homeobox containing 1 (gene HMBOX1). Lineage: Eukaryota; Metazoa; Chordata; Mammalia; Artiodactyla; Delphinidae. Gene Ontology annotation, molecular function: double-stranded telomeric DNA binding. Gene Ontology annotation, cellular component: nucleus. The record is from RefSeq and is a predicted model, not a curated record. Bases 348 to 1682 code for a protein of 444 amino acids. Gene Ontology annotation, biological process: positive regulation of DNA-templated transcription. The transcript has 11 exons.